Molecule: messenger RNA, 1688 nt
Organism: Danaus plexippus (monarch butterfly)
Lineage: Eukaryota; Metazoa; Arthropoda; Insecta; Lepidoptera; Nymphalidae
Gene: Eip63F-1
Product: calcium-binding protein E63-1
Exons: 7
Coding region: 262-828 (188 amino acids)
Molecular function (GO): enzyme regulator activity; calcium ion binding
Source: RefSeq, a predicted model, not a curated record
AAUAGGAAAAGUUAUCACGGGAAUAAAAAAAAAAUAUAAACAAGUUUAUUAUUAGAGCGCUCAUUCGUGCUGGGUCGCACGGCCGUGAUUUGUCCGACGGCUCUGAUAUACAGAAAUACCCGUGCAAUAAACGAACAACGAACGGGAGACGUACAAAGACCGGGCGACAUCAAGCACUCGCGCCAUCCCAACAAGUCGCACAACACGGUCAUCUCUUGCGCGCAUCUUUACAACACCGGCUACCAGCUACCUUCUAAAGGCAUGGCAACGACAUCGAGAAGUAGAAGAAAGCAGGAAGAUGAGAAAAAGAACAAAAAGAAGCAAUCGCCAGUGGACGAUCGACCUACCGUCCCCUCGCCGAGCGAAGCGAUGCUUAAUAAUUUGAGGACAGCGUUCGGUCUACUGGAUAGAGACAGCGAUGGUCACGUGACACCCGCUGAACUUCAAUUUAUGUUGCGCAACCUUGGCAUAGAAGUCAGCGACGAGCUCAUAGCUGAUUUGAUCAAGGAUGCGAGCAGAACUGGCAAUGGUCUGAUAGAUGAAAAUGAAUUUAUGCAGUGGGUGACGAAGAUACAAGCGUUACAAGGGAUGGACGUUAGUACGAGUGGGGGUGAUUCAGAAGAAGAGAUCACCAGAGACUUACUAGCAGCAUUCAAGGUGUUCGAUCGUGAUGAUAACGGCUAUAUAACACGCGAUGAGCUCCGUUCAGCUCUGGAGAUGAUCGGGGAACCGGUUACAGACGCCCAGCUGAACCAGGUGUUAGCGUUGGGAGACAUAGAUCACGAUGGACGAAUCGACUACGAAGAGUUUGUAAAGAUGUUGCUGUAAUAUACCUCAAUAUAAAGACCUCACUAGAUGUAAUGGUAGGUAGUUGAAGACUUUUGUCCUCAGAGUUUUUGAAGUUGAUCCUUAGUUUUGAUUAGUUUUAUUAUAACUGGAUAUUGUCCAAAGAUUGAAUUAGGUUAAUUAAUGUAUUUUAUAGUUUUAUAGAAUAUGCUGAUAAAUAAAAGAUAUAGAUGUAAAAAGCUUCAAACGUCAUGCAUAGGUAGGUAGACGGUUUAAUUUUGUGUUAUCUGUAGCCGUAGGAAGUCAUUUAAAUUCUAAAUGAGAUUACUCUUCUAUAUAUAUAUUUUUAAUCUGUGGCGACAAAUUUUCUUGAAUACUCACACUGACUGAUAAUAAGUUAUUGUUGUUAUAAAUGAUGCCUUUUAAUUUCCUGCAUCUUUUAAAUCUUAGGUAUAAUAAAUUUUUUUAUGUAUUUAUAUGUUUUGUUAAAAAGUAAUUGUUGUGUUUAUAUGAAUUCUAAAAUUUUAAACAAAAAAAUACCUACCUAGAUAUGAACGGAUGUGGUUCUCAUAUAACAUUGUAAAUUUAUGGUUGUGAAGGAAUAUUAGAUUGAGAAAUGUUUAAAAUUAUUUAUUCUCAUAUAUUAUUUUAUGUCAUACAACUCCGAGUGCCCACAUCAAAACUUUAUUUACAAUAACAGUAGGUAUUCGUCUCAGCUAAUUUUUUGACGAUUGCAAAAGUGAAUUAUAUUAUAUUUUUGUAUGAAAUUAAAUUUCAUUUGCAUCCCACUAACAUUUUUGUAACACUAAAUAUACGUUCACGUUUGCAAUAGUAAGAUAUUUAUAGCCUUUGUAAGGCAUGUGAUGUGGAUUAUACGUGAUCAAAUAAACCAUUAAUUUAUA